UCUGUAAAUCCUGAGAGGAUAUGUUCUGCCUCAGGUAUUGUCUCCGAAACAGGUGCACAGCAAUGCAUUUUGUGUACUGAUUUUGGUUUUUAUAUCCAGUGCUUUCAAGCUUUAAAUCCUGAGGGGAUAUGUUCUGCCUCAGGUGUUGUCUCUGAAACAGUUAUCAUAGCUCAGUUGAAUUUGUUGAUAGUAAUUUGUGAUAUUAAUAUUUAUAUACAGGAUUAUGUUAAACUGUUGGAAGAAAUUUUAUCUUCUGGAGAUACUAGUGCUGGUGAUAAACUUGCUAUAAUAGCUGAAAGAUUGUCUCAUAAUUUUGAUAGCUUUAUUGGUUCUUCAAGUGCACAACAGUUUUGGAAUAACCUAAGAAUUAAAGAAAAAAAAACUUCUACUAACACAAAAGAAAUUGUAUUACAAGAAAAAGAGAAACAAAAUACAUAUCAAAUAAGGUCUAAUAUGAUAGAAAAAAAUAUUCAAUCAUUAGCAAAAAAAAGAAAGAAUAUGGAUAGUUCUGAGAAAAAACAACAGACAAAACAAACAUCAAAACAAAAUAUAGAUAAGCCAUUACUUAAUGACAAAUCAGAGACAGAUUUAAAUGAUAAGCAAGAUUUUGAUAAAAAUGAAGUGCAUAGUGUAAACCCUAAUACG
Messenger RNA from Racocetra persica, 645 nucleotides. NCBI's taxonomy places the organism in Eukaryota, Fungi, Glomeromycota, Glomeromycetes, Diversisporales, Gigasporaceae. The record is from the annotation of a GenBank genome assembly.